Molecule: messenger RNA, 1093 nt
Organism: Capsicum annuum
Lineage: Eukaryota; Viridiplantae; Streptophyta; Magnoliopsida; Solanales; Solanaceae
Exons: 2
Coding region: 201-776 (191 amino acids)
Source: RefSeq, a predicted model, not a curated record
AGAAAGCUUAUACUAUUGGGAGUUGAACAAUAAAAAGUUUCAAAAAUAGGCAAGAUGCAUUAAUUAGGGUUUGCAAAUAACAACGGCCAUUGAGCCCCGAAAGGCCAAAGGCGCGAUUCCUUAAUAUUCAUCCCAGACCUUUCACUUCCCAUUACCUCCUUCCAAUUUUCUACUCCCCAUUUUUCUUUUUCCCUCAGAUAAUGUCAAACAAAUCCCCCAUUUUCCCCAUUGUUGAACCUCAACACUUUAGUGACUAUGGCUUCGACCCUCAAAUCGAUUAUUUUCAGAUUUUGGAAGAAGCAAGAAAACACAGAAUCAGAGAAAGUGCAAGGUCCUCCAUAGACACAGUUCAUUUCAAGCUGCAAAAACCCAUCUCAAAGGACGAGUGUUCAAAGAAAAUCAAAAAGAACAGUAGCCGUAAAAGAUGGUGGAGAAAUGCUCUCCUCUUCUUCAAGAGGAUUCCAAGGAGCAAAUCCAAGAGUGACAAAAUCUCCGACGAAUGUGAUCUUCUUGACAAUGGCGAAGUUCAUCACCGGAGACCUACUCUUCAGGGUUCGAUAUCUGGGCGAGUGUAUAUUACUGAGAGCAGGAGCGGGUCUAACACGCCUUACCGUACCAUCAGCCGACCUUCCUCCAGUCCACUUGCCGGAACAUUGUCUCCUAACCGGAAAGGUGAUUUGGACAUCCCCUACAUUAAUCUCAGGGAGUUUAACAUGGACCAGCAGCAGCAUAAGAUCUCCAAUGCCUCAGCUAUGCCAAUAUAUUUGGUCACGUAAACAGCGGUAUUUAAUUAAUUUUAAUUUUUAAAUGCUACUGCUAAUUAUCAUUAUCCUAAUUUACACCUUUUUAGGUUCCAAAUUAGAAGGUUGAUGACCCCUUUUGUCUUUAAUUAAAAGGGUAUCUCUUUUCUUGUUACUUAGUAUUAUGUGCAACUUCACAGUGGUCAUCUUAUGCAGAAAGUGCUUGCUUUAUUGAUGGCGUGAAGCAAACCUUUUUUCUCGUGAAUUGUCAGAAGACAGUAUGGAUUUUGCAGCCUAUUGUAAUGAAUUGAUUUAUCUGCUGCACACAUGUUUUUGCUUUGACCAUGUUACUA